GCAGCUCCAGAUCUGACCGGUGCAGUUGCAAGGUAUUUAUUUCCACUGUAUUUUAGCGAAGACUACAGGGUGCAUUCGCUUGAUUAAUGGGGUUUAUAUCGAGGAGCUGAAACCACAGAGAUAUCCCCACAGAGAGCUGCUCUCGCGUUGCUCGCUCAGCCCCUCUGAUGACACUUGGCUCGGCUCUCAUCACAACAUCAUCGGGGCGUUUCAGGCAAUAGAAACACAGCGGCUGCCCUCCUCUUCUCCAUCUCGGCGUUUGGUCCAGCCCCGGACGGGACAGCGGCUUCUUUUCAUACAGACCUCAUAAAAUGUUGAUGAGGUGAAGAUGAACAAACCCAAAAUGGCCACAGAGAAGGGUGUUCCCAGUAACUCCCGGGUGCUGAUGCUCCUGGGUCAGCUGGAGCGGCUGAAUGGAGAGGCCAUGAUGAGGGAUGUCGAAACAGCGAGGCAGGUCACCACGAAGAUCCUUCAUCUCAUACAGACACAGGAGAAAAGUGGAAAAGAGGUCAUGUCUAAAGGCUCCAGUGGUAUGGAGGUCAUCCUGGCUUCACUGGAGAGCUCCAGAGACGUCCAGACCACCCUGAACAUCAUGUACAUCCUCAGCGAGCUGCUGACUGUGGGUCGAGGUCGUAGGGUGGGAGUGUUUGUGUCCAAAGGGGGUACAGGAGUAUUAUUCCAGAUUCUCAACACUGCCAAUAAAGACAUGCCUCCCAGUGAAGAACUCAUGCUCCAGCUCCACUCGCUGCUGGCCAAGGUUGGACCAAAAGACAGGAAGUUUGGAGUGAAGGCCCGCUUGAGUGGAGCCCUGAACAUCACGGUCAACCUGAUCAAACAGAACAUACAGAACACCAAGCUGCUUCUGCCCUGUCUGCAGGUUCUCAGGGCUUACUCUACCAACUCGGUGAAUGCAAUUUCUUUGGGCAAGAACGGAGUGGUGGAGCUCAUGUUCAAGAUCGUGGCGCCGUACAGCAAGAAGAACACCAGCCUGCUCAAGGUAGCACUGGACGCACUGGGAGCACUGCUCAAAUCCAAAACUAAUGCUCGCCGUGCCGUGGACGGCGGUCACGUGCCGGUCAUGCUUGCUCUGUACCUGGACUGGCAUCGAAACGACACGCGGCAUCGCUACAUGCUGAUUCGCAAAGGCUUCCUGGUCUGCCUCAGGAAUAUAACCAACAUCAAGCUUGGCAGGAAGGCCUUCAUAGAGGCCGACGGCAUGAGGAUCCUCUACAACUCCUCCACCGAGUGUCUCCCCGUGCGGACUCUGGAUCCUCUGGUCAACACUUCAAGUCUCAUCAUGAGAAAGUGCUUUCCCAAGAACCGGCUGCCUCUGCCCACCAUCAAGUCGGCGUUCCACUACCAGCUGCCUCACGUGCCGGCCGCCGGGCCCGUGGCGCAGCUCUACAGCCAGCCUCCCGGAGGAAGAACAAGGCAUCACCUCGGCAACAAGCCCUUAAAGAAGGUGGACGACGUGGUGGACGAGAGUGACGAUAACGAGGAGACGGAGGCGGACACAGACUCCGAGAACGAAGAGGAUGAGAAGGAUCACGGCACUGCGAAUGACGACAUUGAAACGGAUCUAAACAAGCUGCAUCCCAAGAAGAGCCCAAGCCGCCUGUUUGAGGAGUUGAGGGUGUACGAGAGGUUCUUCUUGGAGUUAUCUGAAGACUUCCAGGGGUAUAACUUCGACUGUUCAAAGAGCGCCUCCAGCACCUCGUCCUCGCUCUUCUCCUCGUCGUCAUCCUCCACCCGAUCCACGCGUACCAUCAUAGUGCCCACAGCCCAAGCCCUCUCCCCAAAGCACGACCCCAAACCGAGCUCUCCGGAGGAUCACAACUCCUUCAGGGGCCAGCGCGCCGAGCCGCCGCCGCCGCCGCCGUGCGGCCCCUCCCCCUCCCUCCCCCCUCCUCUGACACCCCUCCAGCUGGACACCAUCCACCUCACCAAGGACCAGGACCAAAAAGAGGAGGCCGGCAUUCCCUCCCCAGACGGACACAAGACCUUGUCGCCCUUCGCCAGGCCUCCCUCUCAAGGGCAGGUGAUAGAGCAGAGCCUGGCGCGCUCGCUGGAGUGCGUCUCCCUGGAGGAGGAGGGCCGUCUGAACGCCGAGGAGGCGCUGAAGGGCGUCAAACAAGAGGGAUCCCCGGUCAGUGCCACCAGGCACAUCCAGUCUCCCCUGCUCCUCGGGGGCAUCGCCGCACGCCGGGUGGGAGGAGGAGGAGGCAGCAACUGGGGUUCAGACUGCGGCUCGGAGGGCGCCGAGGACGAGUCGGUGGAGGGGGCCGUCCUGGAGGUGCCAGACACGGCCCUGCUGCUCCCGCUGCACGACCCCGACCUGUACGUGGAGAUGGUGAAGGGGACGAACUCGGUCCCGCAGUACGCCGAAGUGGCCUACCCGGACUACUUCGGCCACGUUGCCCCCACGUUUAGGGAGCCUCUCCUCGACAGAGUUUACGGUGUACAGAGGUCUAAGAUAUUCCAGGACAUCGAGAGGUUGAUUCAUCCCAAUGACAUCCUGGAUAAAGUAGUUUACGACCUGGACAUUCCCAGUUGUCCUGUGAUUGAAGAUAAUGGUGAAUCACUGAAGUUCAACUCUCAGUUUGAGUCUGGUAACCUCAGAAAGGCCGUCCAAGUUAGAAAAUAUGAGUAUGACCUGGUGCUGAACUCAGACAUCAACAGUAAUCACUACCACCAGUGGUUUUACUUUGAAGUGAGCGGCAUGCGCGUUGGAACGAUGUACCGCUUCAACAUCAUCAACUGCGAGAAGUCAAACAGCCAGUUCAACUACGGCAUGCAGGUGCUGAUGUACUCUGUGCAGGAGGCGAUCAGUGGCCGGCCUCGCUGGGUCAGAACUGGAACAGACAUCUGUUAUUACAAGAAUCAUUUUGCCAGGAGUUCCAUUGCAGCUGGUGGCCAGAAGGGAAAGUCCUAUUAUACGCUGACCUUCAGCACAAACUUCAGCCAUAAGGACGACGUCUGCUACUUUGCCUAUCAUUACCCUUAUACAUACUCCACACUGAAGAUGCACCUUUCCAAACUGGAGGCUCUGAGGACGCCUGAGAUCUACCUUAGACAGGAUGUCCUGUGCGAAACCCUGAGUGGAAACAGCUGCCCGCUUCUUACCAUCACUGCCAUGCCGGAGUCCAACUCCAAUGAUCACAUCUGUCAGUUCAGGAAUCGUCCAUUGAUCUUCUUAUCGGCCCGAGUGCACCCCGGAGAGACCAAUGCCAGCUGGGUAAUGAAGGGCACGCUGGAGUUCCUGAUGGGUCCGAGUCCGCUGGCAGCCAGCCUGAGGGAGGCCUACAUAUUCAAGAUAGUGCCCAUGCUCAACCCCGACGGAGUCGUAAACGGAAAUCAUCGUUGUUCUCUGAGUGGAGAGGACUUGAAUCGCCAGUGGCAGAAUCCCAAUCCUGAGCUGCACCCCACCAUCUACCACACUAAGAGCCUGCUGCAGUACCUUGCACACAUACAAAGAGCACCGCUGGUGUUCUGUGACUACCACGGCCAUUCUCGAAAGAAGAACGUGUUCAUGUACGGCUGCAGCGUGAAGGAGACCGUCUGGCAGUCCAAUAUUAGCGCCACAUCCAGCGACUUGCAGGAGGACCUUGGAUACAGGACUCUUCCUAAGAUCCUGUCCCAGAUUGCCCCGGCCUUCAGCAUGGCGAGCUGCAGCUUCGUGGUGGAGCGCUCCAAGGAGUCCACGGCCCGCGUGGUCGUUUGGCGAGAGAUCGGAGUGCAGCGCAGCUACACCAUGGAGAGCACGCUCUGCGGCUGCGACCAGGGCAAAUAUAAGGGGCUUCAGAUUGGCACCAGAGAGCUGGAGGAGAUGGGCGCUCAGUUCUGCAUGGCUCUGCUGAGGCUGAAGAGGCUGACUGGCCUCCGCAACCACCAGCACCUGCUGGAUCUGGAGAGCGAUAUCAUCGGGACGCAGUCUAAAGUGGUCAGCUGCCCGACCACCUAUGUGAUGGAGGAGGACGAGCCGUCCUUUAUGGAGGCGAUAGACUACAGCGCGGAGAGCAACGACGAGGACGGCGAGCCAGAAAACGAGCACGCCGGCGAAGUCCACGACAAUCCGGACCACAUCGACCAGUUGUCUGACUCCGAGAAUAAUCAUAGAGAGUAGAGCCGAGGCGUCGGGUUGGUGGCUGAUGACGCUGAAUUAGUCCAAAGCCUUUGACUUUGAGUAGUGGAGAAAUAGCUGAAAUUCACACCCAAACCUGUUGUGUAGACACCGUCUGAUGGUAUGUUGGCACCCUUCUGGAGCUUCUCUUGGCCUGAUGGAGGCGACUCGCUGCUUCUUAAGGCGUGCACUUCACCUGGUUUCCACCUCAGACAAACCGAAAUCAGCCACAGUAACGAUCCUGAUGGUUUCCAGUGAAUGUUUUAACCUCUUACCGCCACACUAUAACCUUCAUGACCUAUAGCCCUUCAUCUCGGACACCGUAUAUAGCCUCUGAGAUUCACAUAUAGCGAAACCACGGCUGCAGUCAGCAGGCACCGUCGAUGCUCUACUUGAACCCUUAAUUUUUACAUUUUUUUAAAAAAAGAAAAUCACAGCCACUGUUACAGUGACGCUACUUGAUAAGGCUGUGCUAGUGUUACAUUAGGAACUCCUCUCCGCCGCGUAUGAAAUUUGGCGCUGCAGGUGAUGAGGGGCGCUGGAUCUCCCAGGCUGCAGCCCAGCUCAGAGAUCCAGCCCGCCUGCCUUCUUCCUUCCUGUCGUUUCUUCAGUCUUACCUGGCACUUUAACUUUUUACUUCUUCAGCUGGACUCACGGCCUUCCUCAGAUGUGACUUCACCUCCCUCUACUUUUAACCUGUUUCACCACAGCGCACAUCAGCCGUGUGCUUGUUGCCUUGCUUUAUCCAAGACUGAAAAUAUUUAUACCACACACACACACACACACACACACAUUGAAUGUUCACGUCUUUAUAUAGACAAACCUUGUACAAUACACGAAAUGCUGACGUAAACAUCACAGGCGAACAACACUGAAGCGGAACGAUCGCGCUCAUUGGUAAAUGAAGUGGAUGGAAUGUACAGUACUUACAGGCACUGUCGCUGUUUUAGAUAAUAAACGGUAUCACAGAGCAUCCGCGAACAAGACGCAUGAGCUGCUGAGAGCCGAAGACCCAGCUGCACUUUGGAUCCACGCUACGAACGCGGUUUCCAAAUCUCAUCCACGGUCACCUCAUUAGUUUGAAGUUCUCAGAGCUCAACCCAAAGUUGAUUGUAACAUUUCUUAUUGUUU
Molecule: messenger RNA, 5251 nt
Organism: Salarias fasciatus (jewelled blenny)
Lineage: Eukaryota; Metazoa; Chordata; Actinopteri; Blenniiformes; Blenniidae
Gene: agtpbp1
Product: ATP/GTP binding carboxypeptidase 1
Exons: 27
Coding region: 329-4123 (1264 amino acids)
Biological process (GO): protein side chain deglutamylation; C-terminal protein deglutamylation; proteolysis
Molecular function (GO): metallocarboxypeptidase activity; zinc ion binding
Source: RefSeq, a predicted model, not a curated record